Colletotrichum truncatum is the source of this 963-nucleotide messenger RNA. RefSeq names its product mitochondrial 37S ribosomal protein uS15m. The record is from RefSeq and is a predicted model, not a curated record. Gene Ontology annotation, cellular component: ribosome. Gene Ontology annotation, molecular function: structural constituent of ribosome. Gene Ontology annotation, biological process: translation. NCBI's taxonomy places the organism in Eukaryota, Fungi, Ascomycota, Sordariomycetes, Glomerellales, Glomerellaceae.
AUGCCUCCCAGAUUACAGAGCCUCCAACGGCUAGGCACCGCUAGCCUCUGUCUGCGCCCAGCUGUGAGGCCAGCAACCCCGAGCUUCCUCCCCGUCGUCCAAACCGCCAACCUCUCCCAGCGGGAGAAGAGGCGCAAGGCGAAGCAGGACCCCUACCGAUGGCAACAAGCGCAACAGCGCAAGGCCGCCAACGAGAAGACGCAGAGUAAGAUCCAGGCGGAAAGGGACGCCAGCUGGGGCGACCCGGUCCACGGUAUUCCAACUCCCUUUGUCGAGUCGUUCGAUUCUGCCGGCCAGGCGCCCAAGACCCCUCAAAUUAAAGACGACAAUGGAAACAUCGUCGCCGAAGGACGUCCUCUCCCCACUUCUCCUGGUCUUCUGAACCAUCUCGUCACCCGUGAGGAGUUGGAGCAUGUUAUACAGAAGGCAUAUGUCCUGACGAAGCCGGUCAAGAACGAGAACCCCGAACUUGCAGACCCUGUGGCGGAGGAGCUGGCUGAGAAGAAGCAUGACGAAGAUCACGCCAAGGCUGUAGAGGCUCUGAACCGUAUUUUGUCCCUGAACAACGCCAACUCCAAGAUCCUUUUGCACACCAAUAUCAAAAGAUGCGUGGAGGAGUUUGGACGCCACAACACCGACAAGGUUCUGAAGCAGAAGCCCAAGUCCGCCAUGGCGGAUCCCAACGCUCCCCCGAAGCCUGAGAGAGCUGGUCCUGAUACUGGAAGCUCAGAGGUGCAGAUUGCGAUCCUGACGGCCAAGAUCAGGAAGUUGGCGCGCGAGCUUGGCCAGAACCGCGGCUACAAGGACAAGCACAACAAGAGGAAUCUGAGAGUGCUCUGCCACCGGCGGCAGAGGUUGAUGAAGUACAUGGAGAAGAAGGAGAGAGGCAGCGAGCGGUGGACGAGUAUGCUCGAGAAGCUGGGCCUGUCGCCGGCGACCUGGAAAGAGCAGAUCAGCUUCUAA